Sardina pilchardus (European sardine) is the source of this 1179-nucleotide messenger RNA. Its product is annotated as zymogen granule membrane protein 16-like. The record is from RefSeq and is a predicted model, not a curated record. Lineage: Eukaryota; Metazoa; Chordata; Actinopteri; Clupeiformes; Clupeidae. The transcript is spliced from 4 exons. Bases 63 to 593 code for a protein of 176 amino acids.
AUCUCCUGCUCAGAGGAUCAUAUCCAACUUCUCCUUGGACCCUGAACGUCUACAGAGUCGACAUGUUUGCACUGCUGGCCCUGUGUCUCCUGUGCUCGACCGCCUGGGCUGAGUACCAGUCGGAUCGGUACUCUUUCUCUGUACCCGUGGGCAGCGGCACCGGAAGCCAGUAUGCCACGUCUGGAUACGGCCCCAUCACCGGUGUCAGAAUGUGGGAGCGGAACAACAACAUAGUCACCGGAUUUCAGCUGAAGUAUGGCUUCGCCUGGACUCCUAGGGUUGGCCGCAACACAUCUGACGGUGUGGAGAUGUCCCUCUUCGAGGGCGAGGCCAUCGUCCAGGUGUCAGGGAAGUACAACCCCAGCAACUUCAUCUACCAGCUGCAGUUUGUGACCAACAGAGGUCGUUUCCUGUCCGCGGGUCAACCUCUGGGCCUGUCCUUCACUCACCUCCCCACCAACAGCGAGAGCGAGUUGAGGAUCCUCAGCGGCCGCUUCACCAGUGCGGGCAUCACCUCCCUGGGUGCCCACUUUGCCAGCGUGGACGAGACGUAUGGCGCAGGAAACACCACUGGCAUGAUGCAUCUGAACUAGGUGCCACCCUUGAUUCUCAUAUCAAGCCCUCGUAUGAGUCCUUAUGUACUCAUAGAUAUACAUUCUGAUGCAAUAUCUUUAAUUUAAUAACUUUAUCCUGUAAAAUCGGUCAAGAUCAGUCAUCUCUUAUAUCAAGGUCUCAUACAUACUAAUAAAUGUCUUACAUUCUGAUGCAAUAUCUUUAACUUAGUCCUUUAACAUCUGUCAAGAUCAGUAUUUUGUAUUUUUGAGUUAACAUUUUCUCAUAUUGGGUUCAUAUAAUGCCCAAGCUGGUUGUGGUUUGGCGCAUGAAAAGUGCUAUGAAUCAAUAGUUUACUUGAGAAACUUGAUUAUGCGAGUGUCCGUCAUAAAAUGCUGUGCAUUCACCUCAGAGGGCUUAAAGACAGAUCUAGACAGUGAUGCAAUUUCCCGUGCUUUUAAUCUCACCAAAUAUGUAUUAAAUUAUGACUGAUUGAAAGACAUUAAACUUGCAUUAAAAAGCAAAGUCUGUGAUGACCUAUGAUGACACACCAUAUUAAAUGUUUAAUUUAAUACCUUUAUUUUAAGAUUCACAUGAGGGAGAAUCAGCGUUUUUAAUUAUGAAAAG